This is a messenger RNA of Musca domestica (house fly), 686 nucleotides long. RefSeq lists its product as uncharacterized. The coding region runs from base 162 to 620 and encodes 152 amino acids. The record is from RefSeq and is a predicted model, not a curated record. The transcript has 2 exons. Lineage: Eukaryota; Metazoa; Arthropoda; Insecta; Diptera; Muscidae.
AUUCCUGUUUGUAGUUCCAAACAACUGUUCAUUUAGUGAACCCUAGUAAACAUUUGACUGAAUUCGCUCUUGUGAAAUUCUACUUCCAAACAAUCGGCGAAUUCGUUUAAUGUAUUCGAAGUACUAUUUGCGUAACAUAAAAGUAAUAUUUUGAGCACAAUAUGAAUGGAUUAAAAUUGGCCAGGGCUCUCUCCGUUUUAAGAGCCGCUUUACCUAAACAACGGUAUCGUUUAAUGGGCCAAAAAGCCGCCGCUAGAGGCACAGCUGCACCGGCAGAGGGAGAAGUAAAUAAUCAGCCCAUUAACUAUUUUGGCAGCGAUGCUGCAUUAUGGCGUGCCAAAGAUACACGCAGUGGAGGAUCUGACGAACAUUUAUGGUAUCAACCCUAUGUCAUUUCGGGAAGUUUGGCCAUUUUUCUGUUGUAUUUUUGCGUUUUGCGCGAGGAAAGUGAUAUUGAUUUAAAAUUAGAAGGUAGCCUUUAUGAGCACGUGCAGGGCUUGGAAGAAGUUCAACUGUCUAUGAACUAUAAAUACAAUAAGGAAAACGGUUUGGAUAAUACUGAAGUUGUGAAGAGAUUAACGGAAUUGGGUAUUGAUGUCAAGCUAUUAGAUGGUAAAUAAUUAUGGAUUAAGUCGAAAAUGCAAUUAUAAUAAACUUUUGUUAAGAUUUCUCAUUGUUAACUAAAA